AUGGAGAAAUACCACAGGUCUCGUUAUACAAUAUCAAAUGUUCUUUUAAAUAUUAUUACUCUUAUAGCUUUUGAUUAUGAUCUUGAAUCAUUAUCACAAACUGAUUCUUAUAAUUUACGAAAAGCAUUUAAUGAUUUUAUUCACUACGCUAAUCAAUUUGUAUUAUUAACUGCAAUUCCACUUUGGUUAGGAAAACUAAUCUUAACUCUUAAUUGGAAAUAUCAACAAGCAUCAGGCAUUAUGAAACGAUAUGUUAUGAAUGUUAUUUCUGAAGAAUAA
Molecule: messenger RNA, 279 nt
Organism: Adineta steineri
Lineage: Eukaryota; Metazoa; Rotifera; Eurotatoria; Adinetida; Adinetidae
Source: the annotation of a GenBank genome assembly